Messenger RNA from Dichomitus squalens LYAD-421 SS1, 2197 nucleotides. RefSeq lists its product as uncharacterized. The record is from RefSeq and is a predicted model, not a curated record. Bases 25 to 1704 code for a protein of 559 amino acids. The transcript has a single exon. Gene Ontology annotation, molecular function: protein binding. NCBI's taxonomy places the organism in Eukaryota, Fungi, Basidiomycota, Agaricomycetes, Polyporales, Polyporaceae.
GUGCUACCUGGUGUUGGCACCUAAAUGUCAGACGACUCGGAAGCCGAUGGUGUACGCGCGCACAACCUCCCUUUGGUCCGCAACGUUGUCAAUGCAUCUCAGUCGGUAGACUCUCACGAUGAACUCGGUAUGCUGCUAGCGCAGGAUAUGGCCGCCGUCGAGGGACCCAUGGGCGAUAUCCACACGCCGCCGCAAAGGUUCAACUCUUUGUCGCCUGUGAACACCCUACCGCCGGAGCUGCUUGGACUUAUCUUCACAUUCCUCGUUCGACCUGCGAAUCUGCAGCCCAAACCACGCCGUGCACGAGGGACUAUGCUACCCGACCCCCAAUACGACCGCCCAACUCAGGUUCCACAAAUGAAUGCGAAUAUCGUUCGGGUAAUGCACGUUUGCAAGUACUGGCGCGCGGUGGCCAUCGAAACUCCUGACCUAUGGGCGUCCUUCGCCGUCUUCCAUCCUGGCUUGGUGCAAGAGUGUUUGGUACGCUCGAAGACCGUCCCCCUGUCCGUUUCCAUAGGGUACGCCGUUUCGCCGCAUGUCUCUCCCAUCCUUGGAGAUUCCGUCCAUCGCCUGCGCUCAGCGUACGUCUUCCAGAAAACGAAAGUAAUAGAGUCGAUUUGGCGCCAGCAGCUUUUCACGCGUCCGGCACCUAGCCUAGAAGAGUUGUUCAUCGAGAAUACUGAACGACACUGUUGGAUGGACGGCGCUCCCAUCCCGGAGGAUGUGACAUCUCCACUGCCAGCGAUGUUCAGCGGCGUUAUCCCACGUCUGCGCAUCCUCGUCCUCAAAGGCGUACCUAUGCCAUUCACCUCCCUCCCCGACACCCUGGUCCACCUUGAGAUCGGGGGGUUAUCCUCAGUUCCACUGCCUUCGUUCCCAUUUUUUCUCGCGAUGCUUCGAGCCUGUUCAUCACUCCAAACCCUGAACAUCGCCGGCUCGUUCGAAGGCGAGGCCGGGCCCCUUGCCGUCGCUUCCGAUGCUGUUGCCCUUCCGAAGCUGGAAAGACUGUAUAUGGAGCUGGAGCCUACGCGCGCUCCGGGAGUUUUGCUCGCCUCCCUAGCUCUCCCGGCUCACGCUGACGUAGCGGUCCUCCCCGCUGUGCACGAUGGCGGACGCUUCCGGACCCUGCUGGGCGUCAUCACUCCGUCUUCCGCUCCGCCGUGCUUCCAAAGCUUCCGCUGUCUUCGGGCUGCAUGGGAUACCACCUACCAGUGGAAUCUGCAGGCCUACCGCGAGACUAGCGCACAAUCAAGUUCGGGCCGCGCCGCACUCGAAAUCGACGGGAGGGACGAUAGGUGGGCCCUGCCCAACGUGCCCGAGGAUUGGGCUGGCUUCCUCUACGACUGGCCAUUCGAUCCCUCUCAGAUCGAGAUGCUCGUUCUGGACCAUCACCCGGAGACAGAGGGCACCCGAGGGGGUCCGUUUUUCGGGCAAUGGGACCGCGUAUUCGGGCAGCUACCCGCGCUCACAUCCCUCACGGCGAAGCACCUCCCGCCCUCGGAGAUGGAGUCCCUCCUCGAGGCCUUGAAGGAUUCCACGUCCAGGACAGGGCUGGUCUGCCGAGGCCUAGUGACGAUGAAAGUCUCUAGUAAGCAGAUAUCCGACCGAGCGCGAAGCGGCUUGGCAGAAGUCGCCCUUGCGCGCAGUCUGGGUAUGAGAGAAAGCUUAGAGAGCGCGUUCCAGAGUAUACACAUCGAACAGUAGUCGGACAUUUGCAUGGCGUACUGCUACUCGCUAUCUUCGAUGUGAGGCUUAGAUAUUGCAGCUACAGAGCAUCCCGGGGGCGGUCCGCGUGCUGCUGUUAUCGCGUUCCGUCAGGCUCAUAUCGAUCAGAUGUUCCGGCAGCGUACCUGUUAUAUUGUAUCAAUAAUUUUGAUUGUGCUUUUCCGCGUGUUACAUGUAGCUUUACUUGAGCGGACUCGUGCUUAGCUACUUUAUCAGAUCGCUCUUCUUGUCAUUCUCGCACCACGCUCUCUUCGUCAAUGUCGUGGACUAUUGUUAACAAGUAGCCCAGAAUCUCUGUUCAGUUGUGUUUCUGCCUUACUUCCCCGUUCAUGACGUUGUUGACCCAGGCCCAUCCCGGUGAUGGACCAAGGACAUCGUCGUUCCAGGUUACACACGAGAAAUAGCGCACCGUUGCGAUAUAUAUAGAAUUCCUCGCUCUGGGCGUCGCCCCCUAUCUAUGCAUCAUUUCGCC